AUGACUGGAAAGAAGAAAAGAACCGUUUACAGGAAAACUAGGAAAAGAAAGGGGCAUGGAGGAGAUCGUAAAAAAGCGCAAUUACUGAAGAAAAGCGGUUGCAACAGGAAGAGUGAACCAAACGAACCGACCCCAGGAACUUCGCACGAUCAGUCUGAUCUGUCAGAUUUUGGCGAAGAAAGCGAUCAGCUUCCUAGUUCUUCAAGGAAGAAGAUGAGAUUCCAGAGCUCAGAAGAUGAGUCUUCUUCAAGUUCUGAUGAAAACAAAAAAGUUUUCGAGGUAGCUGAGGUAGAAAAAGGAUACAGGCUCGUUGAUCUAAAGAGCUUCUCUUCUGUGCUCUCAACUUUACACAAAUGCGAAGAAGGUGAGAAAAAUAUCACACAUCAUAAAUAUGCUUUUCAGCCCCUUGAACCUAAAGAAAAACGAUAGUUAGAAUUAUUUGCAGAAAAGGAGUUUUAUUAUUGUUUAAUCAUUUUUUCUGAUCUUUCUUCACUGCAACACUUGUACACAUUUAUGGAGGUGUGAACUAAUGCUCCAACAUUGUGGUUCUGUUUGGUUCAGUAACUAUAGCUAAUAGCAUCCUUUUCCGUCAUGUUUUUAAUAUAGGAGACCUUACUAUUGAAGAAAAUACCGCUAGCCGUUAUGGACUGAUGUCAGAUCUCUCCAUUCACUGCAAUUCUUGUGAUGAAAGUACUCCUUGGCAGACAUCACCCAACCUUGCCAAGAAAGGCAAAUCAUUUGAUGUCAACCGGAGAGCUGUCUACCACUCAAUAGAAACUGGAAGUGGCUACGACGGACUCUCUUCUUUCUGUGCGAUAAUGAACAUGCCUUGUUUGUCAAGAGCUGCUUACUACAAGCAAGUUGAUGUAAUUUUGGAAGCACUGGAAAGUGAGCAAAAAGAAGAACUAAAAGGUGCAGGCCAAAGGCUCCGAAAGCUAAUCAUGGAGGAAAAUGGCAUCUCAGACAGCACCACAAUAAUUGAUGCUGCUGUUAGCUUUGAUGGCACUUGGGCCAAAAAAGAGGUUUCACAUCACUAA
This is a messenger RNA of Pocillopora meandrina, 1037 nucleotides long. Lineage: Eukaryota; Metazoa; Cnidaria; Anthozoa; Scleractinia; Pocilloporidae. The record is from the annotation of a GenBank genome assembly.